Messenger RNA from Porites lobata, 10011 nucleotides. Lineage: Eukaryota; Metazoa; Cnidaria; Anthozoa; Scleractinia; Poritidae. The record is from the annotation of a GenBank genome assembly.
AUGGCUGGUAACGAGCAAGGAAAGGCUGAUGUGGGAGAAGGAAGAAUGGCUGCGAGCGAGGGAGCGAAUGGAGGGGAUUAUGCGGACGAAGGACAAGACCGUCGAGGAGGUAAAAUACUCACGAACUGCUUUAUUUCGUUACUUGAUUUUGCGAAAGUUAGACUUGGAGGGCUGGAGUAUGAAAAGAUAAAAUUUCGCUUUGAUGAUAUACAUCCUGACAGCUUUCGAAGCCGCUUCUACCUCCGGUAGCUAAGCCUUCGGCUGUCGCGUCGUUUUCCCUCGUAGUUUUGCAACGUUGGGUUUUUAUCUCUUGACAGGCGACACCGAGCUUUUCAGCAAAUCGCUAAAAAUUCAAUCUAAGCGCUUCUACGUGGACGUGAAGCAAAAUCGUCGUGGCAAGUUCAUCAAAAUUGCAGAGGUAAGUCGGGAAACAAUGAAAUGCAAUUGCCGGCUUCGAGAGAAGAAAUUUGCACCUUUACUCCGGCUAAACCACGUCGUGGUUUUUAAGUAGAUGAUACCCUCUUCUUGGAAAUAGUGUAAACAAGCUAGCGCGGUCGUCUAAGUGGGCUGUCUUCGGCUGUCUUUGCAAUUAUUUAUUUCAGCUGAAUUGGUUCGACCAAGGUGUGAAAAUGGUGGAGGGAAACUAGCUACAGGAGAGAGAACGAAAACUUAGCAGGGCGUCUUUACAGCCGUUCAGGCCCCUUAACCACCUUUAGAUUGAAUUGUUCUCCUAAGGUCGAGAAUAUCCUAGUAAAAUUCCGUAAUUUAUCAAACCCUUUGCAAUUUAAGUUUCAGUUCUUUUCGCUGGAAAAAAAAAAUUGGUUGGUUUGAAUUUAAAUGGCCGGACUUCCUGUCGUGUUAUAAAUAAAGUAUGUACACAAAAUACACUGCAUUUAUUAUGCGGUGGCAAAAUUCACCAUUUCUUACUUUAAGCCAUAUUUUUUCAGAAUAACAGCGUAUUUAUCCGUUUGUUAAGUGCAGGGAAUAUUUUAUACCCGAAAAGAAAUUCUGUGUUUUGAUAGACGAUAAAAUCACCGAUUAUCAAUUAUUUAGCUGUACUUGCAGGCCGCUAGCUUGUUCUGCUAUUGUAGGUAGUAACAUUUCCACGUUUUUGUUUGCCCGUUUUUAGAACAUAAGGAGCAAGUACCUUGUAAUAUCAAGUUUGUUUCGAAGAAAUGAAUCACCAGUAGAGAGACUGUUCGCUUGCGCUUCGACACUUUUUUUCAUGAAUAUUCUUGCCGGUCUGCACAAAGGUUUUAGGAACUAAUUAUGUAAAUUUCCGUGAAAUUAUGAUGUACUUGAAUUCCUAGAUUUCUCAUAUUUUGGUGAAAAUCAAGGUUAUAGUUUUCGUAUUUUGCAUUACCUUGUCAAAGGAUAUAUCGUCGCGUCCUUAUGUAAUUUUCAAGGAUCAGUGAUGUUUAUUGCCUCCUAGUUUGCAUUGGUGUUUCAUUUUGUUUUGGGUAAUCGAUACGCUACGGAGUGAAAUAUUCCGUCAGAAAUAUCUUUGACAGGCGAACAUGAAAAUCUUUUCGUACUAUUUCUAUUUCUGUGUAUUACUGCAAAGUCAAUCUUAGCCCCCUUUCAACCAAACUUUGAAAAAACUGAAAUGAUAGAAAUGGUCUUUAGUUUUUACAUUGUGUGCAACUGAAAAAGCAGUGAAAUUGAAUUUUGAUUUACGUCUCUAGUUAUUGCUCUUUUUCUAGUUGUGCUAAUCAGCAGAAUAAAAUUUUCCUCAUCAAAAAAAGUAACGUUGUAUAAUUAUGCUCAGGUAAAGUACAUUUUACAAACUUUGGAAUUGUUCAACCAUUUCUAGUUCAAUUCAUUAGAUAUUGGAACUUAAAUGUUUGGUGCAUUUCUGUGUCUUGACUUGAAAUGAAAAGAACAAAGGAAUAUUGUCAUUAAGGAUUCAAUUUUAAAUUAUUCACAAGUAUUCAGAUACCAGAAGUUAUUAUUCCUGCCAGUUUAUGUGGCUCUUGAUUUGACCUAGCAUUUUGUCAUGGAGCCGUCAAAUUUACUUUUUGGGUUUUAUUUUGCUCUCAUUGAUAGAAGUUUUCUAUAUUUGUUCAUGGUCAUGUCUCCUUUGUACAGUGUUGUAAUGUGCUGACAGCUUAACUUACACUGUCUUAUAUCAAAACUCAAGGAUGUGGCCAUAAGAGAUGGAGAUGACAAUAUCAACAACCUUUUCACUUGUUGUGAAUGUCAUGUUACUGCCACAUGUACAGUUUGUAUGCAAUUCAAAAUAGAGUUCCACUUUUCUGUUUUUUUUUUUGUUUAAGUAAAUUUAUUGCUGGUAAUUUCAGGGUUCUUGUAGAAGUUUUGAAUAGAAAAAUAAACUCCUUUGUAGCAGGUACGGUAAAUAUGCUUGGAUCUGUAGCAAGCUAGGAAGAUUUUAGAACUACAUGUAGAAAAGCAGGAAGGGCAGUGAAGGUUUCUGAACACUGCAUUUUUUGAAGUAUUAUCAAACCAAGAUUACUUCAGAUUGUAAAGCACUGUACUGCAGAGUGGCAUGUUAUAGGAGACUAGGUGCAAUAGUGGGAAAAAAGGGAGAAUAACAGUGAAAGCUUGAAGAAAGAGGGCAUUCUUAUAUAAUGACUCUUCUCAAAGGCUUGAAGAAUACAAGAAAACCAUAAUAGAGAAGAGAAAAUAAUGAUGACAUCAGAGAAACUAAAUCUGUGAAAUAUGACGUGGGAUUGGUUGGCAUAUUCAGAAAGCAUUCAUGAGAUGAGAAUUUUUCACUUGCCAAAAUUCAGCAUAUUGGUGUAAAAAUUGGUGAGGAGAUAUUAAGCCAUGUUAUUGCUCUGAUGACUCCAUAUAAAUCCUCCUUAAUAAAUAGAUUUGAUGUGUGUGAGCAUGGCAGAAAUGUAAACAGCACUCAAAGAUAAAUUAUAAUUUCUUAAUAAUAAUUAUUAAGAAAUUAUAAUUAUUAUUGUUGCUGCAUUUACUUGAAAAUGGUUAAAUUUUUCAGGUUGGGAAGGAGUUGCAGGGGGGUAGGGGAAAAAGUGAGGCUGCUAGCACAGCCUUUCUUUCGCCUGCGUAAUUUUGGCAUACUUGAGAAAGACUCUGAUCAUUUUUAGCAUGUGCUGCUUGUUUGCUGAGAUACAGUUUCAAACCCAGCCUAAUAGCUAUGGGCUUGGUACAGCGAGCUCAUUUAUGACCAUCAGUUUAUUAAUAAGCCGAUGCUCAAACUCAGAAUAUCUGUACCAGUUUGGCGAGAGUCAAGGAGAUUGACUAGUCCAGAUGUUUGGGCUUCGGCAAUUCAUGCAGAGCCUCCUUUUCUCCUUCUCACUCAAGAAGACUAAAGGAGGCUCUGCUCUUAGGAUGAGGUAAGGGGUGCAACCCUUAGGUCUUGCACUGAUCAUGCUAAAAUCAAGGUUGCUAAUAAUAAAAGACAAGGUACAAUAAUUUAUGUAUUAUUUCUAAAAGUGUAUUAAAAAGCAUAUUUAGCAUUAUUUUGGCUGCCGGAUUAAGAAAAAAAUUACAAACAAGGUAGUGCAGUUCGUGUGAAAAUUAGUAUACUGCGUGCCGUAUUACAGAGCUGAAACUAUGAUCCAUUGUCAGGCAAAACGCCAAACUAAAUUUGGGUUUUCCACAGUGUAAAAUGAAUUCCAAAUUAGAUUUCAGGGAAAAAAGACAAGGUUUCGACAGUAAAAGGCCAAACUGAAAUGCACUUUGGAGAAACAUAAACAAACUUGUCUGCGAAAACAUUGAAAACAAGAAACCAGGGUACCUUAACAUCGCAAAAAAUGGAUGACAUCGCUGUGACUACCAACCCAAUAUGGGUAUAUACAUAUAAAGCCAACUAAUGUUUCUGUCUCGCUUUGUGAUCCAUGCACGUUCCACGCGCAAAUGUGAAUUUUGACAAAAUUAUAAACUCGCUCUGCUUGAAGAAUAAUUCUUUUAGACAACAAUGAUUGUUUGUAGCCCCUGUAGGUUAUUUUAAUGUGCAUUACUAUUUUCUUUAUAAUGUUUUCCAUUAGAUACAAGUUGAAUUUCAGCUUUCUGUUACGAUUAUAACACUACUCCCUCCAGUUUCAAUAAUGUCUCCAGCUCUAGCUUUCAUGCUGUAUCCAAGCCAGUGAAUUAAUGUUUUGUUGUUGGUGAAAAUGUUACUAAUAGGAAAGUUGUCUUUCAGGUUUCUGUAAACCGUUCUGGCAAGAGCAAGGUAAUCUUCACCAUGGGGGUGGCUAGGGAUUUCUGCACCAAGCUAACUGCUUUUGCAAAUUUCCUUGCCCAAGGUAUAACAAGUGUAUUGUACAUAUUAUUUAGUAAAUUCUUCUAGCCUAAACUUUAUUGUGAAUUUGAUUGGCUAACAUACUCACAGUCUUGCAGCUGGCACAGCUACGGUGUUUGGUUUUACAGUACACAGUGGAUGGUAACAAAAAAUCAGGCAUAUAUGUAACAGGUCAAAAUUAAAUCCAAGUUUAAAUUUUUAAACCUAGGUUGAUUUUCAAUUUCCUUUGUCUACUAGCCCUAAUUCAUGAGUAAUUAGGGAAAAAAAUUGAGGAUCAACCUAGGUUAAAAAAUACACAGUACAAAUUUUAAAAACCUGAUAAACUUAAAGUAACCAGCCAGUAGGUUAGUUAUAAACAGAAUCAAAGUGAACUACAUUGUAUCCAGUAUGGCAGAUGUUAUAAUAAUUAUUUUUCUGCUUUCUGAGACCACAUCGUUAUUGGUCUGAUGUACAUUAUACCUCUGGCUGCAUUUCUUUUCUUAGACCCAAAACGUGAUGAAGAAUCUGAGGAAUCUGGCGAUUUGAUGAAGUGAGUAUUAUCACUGCUUUUAGUUGCAUGCAUUUAACAAGAUGAGUGAGUUGUAAAAUUGUGCUGAGACAAUUUUUAUUAUUUGCCUGUGGCUCCAUAAAAAUAUUAUUAACCUGUUCGCCCCUGAGCCAACCUUAUUGCCUGUGUGGAUCCAUUUCCCUUCUACUGCUUGUGACGUUAUCAGUUUUAAUGGUCAAGAAAAACUUUUUAUUAUAUAAACUCCAAUGAAAUACCAGGUGAGCUUUCGUGCGAAAACUUGACAUCUUCACAUGUGAAAAUAUCACCGUUGCUAUGGCUACAUAAUAAAUUGCACCUUUCAUACCAAAAAACUAUUAAAGUGAAAUGGUUUAGUAGUUCAUUGGUGUUCAUAUAAUAAAUAGAACAUUACAUGGCCGCUUGGAGAUACAAAAUUUCGUAUCUCCACACAGCCAUGUAAUAUCCUCUAUAUCUGCUAACUUGUGCAGGGUGAAGAGAUCUUUCAAACCAUACCAGAAUGAGCACAAUUCAGUCAAGGACACAGAGAAAAAGGGAAAAAAGACAUAUAACAUUGACCUGAAAAUUUCCAUGAAAAUCUCGCUCCACUACCCACCUACAUGUACCUUUCCUUUUAUCAAAUCCUAAGAUCCUAAAAGCUUUCUUAAAAACUUUUCCCACCAAACUGAAGACUACUAAAAAAAAUGAGGCAUGAAAAGCAAAAAAAGAGGGAAGGAGAAGAAGCAUAAAGUAAAACUCAAGACUAUUGUGUCACUUUAAAUGCAAAAUUUUGCUUUCUGUGCAUGCCCAAACUUUGCAAGCUAAUAUUUUGCAUCUGGAUCAGGAGGCCAUGAAGUGUGGUACAUGUAUGAUGGUGGUAAGUCGUCUUGAAUUCUGCUAUAGUGUGUUGCGCUUGCAUGCAAUUGCAGCAUACUAUAAAUUAAUUUGGUUUAUUGCUGCUGGUAAGGUUAGUAGUUUUAGAACCACUAUUUCAAUGAAAUUUAUUUCAGUGAAAGUAUCAGAGGACCAAACAACAGAAUGUACUAUCUGGACCUCAAAGAAAACAAUAGAGGAAAAUUCCUCAAGGUCAGUGUUAGUUACCUGUGCUACUGGCAAUUAUACUGGCUUUUAUUGGCAACACAAUAAAAAUUAUCCAGUUAUUGGAAAUUGUAAAGAUGCACUUUAUUAACGUGAUUUUAAAGAAAUCGCAUUAAUUUAAUACAUCACCUACAGUAAUUCACACUAUUUUACAUCAUUGUUGUUUUACAGCAGCUUUAUUUCAAUAACAAAACAUUGUUUUGAAAAAUUUUGUGUUAAUUUGAUGUAUGUUAACCUAACGUUUGGAAAAGUUUACGUUAAUUUUGCAUAACAUAUUAAGUUUCUUCCCAUUGUCAACUGGCAUCUUUAAAUUCCUCUGAUAAAGUAAUGUUCAGUACUUGUUAAUAAUGUUGACAUUUACAGCGUACACUGUACACUUAAAACAGGGCCAUGGCAACAUUUUCAGCAACAAACUGAAAGACAUUACAUGUAUUAUUGUUUGUUGAAGUUGUCUUUUAUGCCCAGUAUUAUCACGGAUAUUCAGUAAACAGGUCAAGUGAGGCCUUAAUCUAGUACUGUAUCAUUUUGCUGUGUUCUGAGCUUUUGCUAAUCUAUAGCAUAUUAUUAAGAAAUGAGAAUGUAUUUUACAACAUAAUUAUGUACAGUGUACAUAGACAAAAUGAAGUAGUGGUGUGGGUGGCACAAAUAUUAGCAAGGCAAGAACUAAUACUUAACAAGAGAUAGUAUAUUAUUAUUAAAGAUGUAUAAAAUAUAAAUAGUGUAGCUAGGUAAUACACGAUAAAUGAUGAUUAAUGAUGAGCAAAAACAAUGAAAGAGUUACGUUGAUGUAGUUCUCCCUUAAAAGCAAAUAUUCCCUUAAUAUAAAGCAUCCCUCUUAGGGACUGAGUUUGGGAUCAAAAUACCCGAAACAAAAAGCAUGGAAUGUUGUUAAAGGCAAUAUUGAAGCUCUUGCUGUAGUGUUAAUAAAGUUUAACCAUGCAUACUUCAACAUGUUUGGGGAUCAAUAACAGCUGGCAAAAAAAACAUAAUGCAAAUGGUAUCCUCUAGGAACUGGGACCAGUACAACAAACUAAUAAGGCCAACUGUAUACGUAUUUUGUUUUUUUAGAUUAACCAAACUGGGACAUAUGGCCGAGGAGGUCGCACAAACAUUGCUGUCCCAGCGCAAGGCAUCGUGGACAUAAGAAAUGCCCUUUCUGAAGUACUGGAGCAAUAUGGUUCUGAUGAGGGUAAGUCUUCUUGGAAAACAGUUCAACCUUUGUUAAUGGAACUUUGUAUAGGUAGACCCCUCACAUAUAUGGCUCAUUUGCAUAAACAUCGCAUUUGUAAUUGUCUUCCUCUGGUUGAAUACUUCUCAUAAGCAUGGUACACUUUCCCUGGAUCCAUGGGUGUCUGCAUGCUUAUUAUAGGGCUUGGACUUUGGUUCAGUUGUUUACCUUAUUUACCUUAUUACACUUUGAAUAUUCCAUGAUGUUUUUGGUGGCUAAUCACUUAUAAGAGUUCCUAUUUUCUUGUACAGUGUAGUUACCUGCCACAAGCAAAAGUCAAUACUCCCGAAAUAGGGUUGGGAUAAUUAUACUGGUUUUUGAAAAGCAAACAUCAAGGAGUAACUUGGGGAAUUUCUUUGCAGACCUCCUCAUCUUUCAUUUAUUUUGAGUGGAUAAUUUAUUUUUCUUCUCUUGCAUGAAGUGUCAACACAUGUAAAUUGAAAAGUUAUCAUUCAAGUGCAGUGCAAAAAGUUAAAGAGAAAGCAAUAAUAAAACAUAAAAAUAUUGGAUGUGAGGAUUGCCAGCCUGUCAGUGACUACAGGUCUGUCAUGCAGCCUUCAGUUCUAGAUUAAUUUUACUGCUUUGUCUAUAAUUACAGAGGAAGUUACAAGUGACUUGCCUGCCUCACGGGAGCAGCGUGUGGAGCAAAAACGGUUUUACUUUGAUGUUGGUAGUAAUGCAAGAGGGGUCUAUUUAAGGAUUUCUGAGGUAAGGUUUUAGUUUUUCCCGGUAGUCUGUGUACUGGUCAAAACAAUUAAUAGAUCACUGACAUUUUGUAUUGAAUUUUGUUUUUGCAAAACAGCUUUACUCUAAUGCUGUCAGAACAGACAUAGCAAUGGAUGUGUGUCCUUGACAUAUUACUUUGCAUUAUUACUUUGUUUUCCAGGUUACUGCCAAUUAUCGGAAUUCAAUCACAAUACCUAAGCGAGGAUGGGCAAGUAUCAGGGAUAUAAUAGGUGAGUCAAAUGCUUCUUUCAGUUUUUGCAAUAAAAUUAUUUCAAAGAAUGAAAUAGAGUUUCUGAAGAUAAAAUCCUACUUCAACAAGUCAAAGCUCUUCAGCUGCACUUUUACAUGGAUUCAAGCUGCUGUUAUGUUAAGUAACCUGGUUUCAAGGUCUAAAGUUUGUCAUUGAACUGCUAUAAUGCAGCCAUGUAAAUAAACCUUUUCAGUAAUAUUUACAGCACAAAGGCUUGUGGGGCUGAGUGAACAAAAAACCAAAUAAUUCAAAUAAACAUAAUAUAAUGGGGUUAUGAAUCCCAACUGGCUGGAGACAAACCAGUGGGCUAUUUAAAAGCUUGGUCAAGGAUUUGCACUCAGGACUACCAAGAAGAAAUCCAUUUACAUGUAGCGGCCAGGGCGGGAGUCUUUGGAGAACCCAGUGUCUCCAUAUUACAACUUCAAACUGUGUUAUGGGUUCAUGCCUUAACUCACAGCUGUAUAAUAUGUAUAAUGUUGUGGGUUAAUUUUAUCCCGGUUUAAAUUUUAUUUUCCUUUGUUUUUGGGUAUGGUGAUGUUGAUAAUGACAAAGAAAAGUAAAAUUUAAACCAAGGAUAAAAUUGAACCACAAUUGAUUGUAUUUUAGCUGACACCGUUUUACAAUGUACAUUUAUACACUGGUUGUUUAAUAAAUAAUUUAAGGCUGUCAUGAUCCAUGCAAUAGCAUGCAAAUAGCUUCCAUCCAGCCUUGCUGGAAUGAUGGAUUGCUUUUGUCAUUGUGUCACCAGAUGACUUUGUGAAGAAGAUGGAGGGCGAUGAUGAUAGAGAAGAGGAUGAGGAGGAAGAAGAUGAAGAAGAAAGAGGAGACUAAGAACUUCUUCUACUAAGCUUCUGUCCUCCCUCCCUCCCUUCUUUUCUUUCUAUCUCUUUCUUUUUCUCCUUUUCAUUCAUCUCUUGUCAAGUAAUAUAAAGCUUAUAAUAUUCUAGGGGCUUGGUCAGGCUGUUAUAGGUGUGUUUACAGCACAAUAACCAAGUGCUUGAUUUGUUUUAUAAUAUUACUUGCUCAAAGCCUGGGAUGUUACAUUUUGCCAUGGAAAUGAUUGCUGCCCCCAGCACUUAAAUUAUUUGGAAAGGUUUCAACCUCUCUGGCCUUGAAUAGUUGUGGAGUGUUUGAAAUGACAGCUGAAAAUGUUUUAAAAAUGCCAAAAGGAGUUUAUGAAUUGUAUUUUAGUUAAACUACAUUCGUACACAAUGUAUCAAACAUGGUCUGAAAAUAGAAUCGAAUUCAGUUAAACAUAUUUGAAAAUAGGCUACAAUACUCCAGAAUUGUCAUGCCUUGUAAGGCUGUAAUUUCAUUUUUACUUUCCAAGUUCCAGUUCGUAGUUAGAGUGAAAAAUCGAACAAAUAAUUAUGAAAUUUAGCAUGACCCAGCCCCAGUUAUCCCUAAAUUGCUCUCCCUACAUUGCACUCUCCCAGCCGGUCCUGUCUCCUGUCCCUACCCCCAACACAUACCCCCAUAAAGAAUGCAAACACUUAAGUAAUGUCAGAAGCUGACUGACUUUGUAGUUGCGUAGAAAAGCGAAUUAUUAUUCUUAUUUCGGUGCAAGAAGAUUUUAACUCUGCAGAUUACAGUUUUUUUUUGUAAUCUCUUUGGCUUUUUGAAUGCCAUGGUCACCCAAAAAAACAAACGAAAUUUAAAAUGAAAUUUCAUCAUGCUUGUACAAAAAAUUUAAUCCUUGAAAAAAGUGGUCAUUAUGUUUGUGAUAAAUGCUGUCUUGAGGUGAAAAAAGGCGGGCUCGUAUUAUACACUUGUCAGCCAAGGUUUUCAGUCAUCAAAUGUCUAAGUAUAAACAAUAAAGUUUGGACAGAGUCCGGAGAUUAUUUCAUCGGCCAAGCGUAUUUAACUGAAGUGUGCAAUAAUAGUCGCAGUGUACAUCCCAGGGAACAAAUUAAAGAACAGAAGGAAAUUUUAGGCUCUGAAAGAGAGUCAACGGGCGAAAAUUAUGAAGGUUCCAC